Molecule: messenger RNA, 3309 nt
Organism: Mesocricetus auratus (golden hamster)
Lineage: Eukaryota; Metazoa; Chordata; Mammalia; Rodentia; Cricetidae
Gene: Tdg
Product: thymine DNA glycosylase
Exons: 10
Coding region: 488-1636 (382 amino acids)
Biological process (GO): base-excision repair, AP site formation
Cellular component (GO): nucleus
Molecular function (GO): mismatch base pair DNA N-glycosylase activity
Source: RefSeq, a predicted model, not a curated record
CAGGCCCGGGACCCGCGAGCUUUAAAAGGUGGUGUGCGCAGCCGCAGCCCCCGCACGCCGGUCUGCAUCCUCGGGUGCCGUGAGCCGUAAAGAUGGGGCUGCUGACGGGUCGCCGGGUGCAGGCUCUGGCAGUGGAGUGUGUACAACGCGCAAGGAAGGCGAUCUAGGGAUUGUCCCUUUCCGGUGGCCCUGGGAAGGAAGGUCUUUAACACUGUCGCUCAGGGGUGCUGAGGAUGUCGGCGGGUGUUGCCAAAGUGUAGGUUUGGAGAUUUAGACUCUUGACGGAAAGCAAAAUAAGAAAAACGUAAGACGCGGCAGGGUCUUCGCGGGGAUGCUGGUAGGUGAAGAAUUAGUGUGCCUCUCAGUGGCGAAUGGACACUGAUCUUAGGCAAGGCCUUCUGUCCUCAGCCCGCCUCCCCUUUCGACGGCUGUGCCAUCCUAUCCUCUGGAGCAAGUUCAAGCUUUUUAUUCAUUUCCAUUUCAACACAUGAUGGCUGAAGCUCCUAAUAUGGCGGUCACGACUGAAGUGCAGAUGCCCGCAGAAGCCUCUGCCCAGGAACCUGUACCAGAGGCUCCAAACAGAAGAAAAAGAAAAGCCAGAGCAUCAGAACCCAAGGACCCAGUGGAACCCAAAAAACCUGCCCGGCCGAAAAAGUCUGGCAAGUCAGCAACGUCAAAAGAAAAACAAGAAAAAAUUACGGACGCCUUUAAAGUGAAAAGAAAAGUGGACCGUUUCAACGGUGUUUCUGAAGCUGAGCUUUUGACCAAGACCCUUCCUGAUAUUUUGACCUUCAAUCUGGACAUUGUGAUUAUUGGCAUUAACCCAGGAUUAAUGGCUGCUUACAAAGGGCAUCAUUACCCUGGACCUGGAAAUCAUUUCUGGAAGUGUCUGUUCAUGUCAGGACUGAGUGAGGUUCAGUUGAAUCACAUGGAUGACCACACCUUACCUGGGAAGUACGGCAUUGGCUUCACCAACAUGGUGGAACGGACGACGCCGGGCAGCAAGGAUCUGUCCAGUAAAGAAUUCCGGGAAGGCGGGAGAAUUCUAGUGCAGAAACUGCAGAAAUAUCAGCCACGAAUAGCGGUGUUCAAUGGAAAAUGUAUUUACGAAAUUUUCAGUAAAGAAGUUUUUGGAGUAAAGGUUAAGAACUUGGAAUUUGGGCUUCAGCCCCACAAGAUCCCAGACACAGAGACUCUCUGCUACGUCAUGCCGUCCUCCAGUGCCAGGUGUGCUCAGUUUCCCCGCGCCCAGGACAAGGUUCACUACUACAUCAAGCUGAAGGACCUAAGAGACCAGCUGAAAGGCAUUGAGCGGAACACAGACGUGCAGGAGGUGCAGUACACGUUUGACCUACAGCUCGCACAAGAGGAUGCAAAGAAGAUGGCUGUCAAGGAAGAAAAGUAUGACCCCGGCUAUGAAGCAGCGUAUGGCAGUGCGUACAGUGAGAACCCACGUCAGAGUGAGCCUUGCAGCUUUGCCUCAAACGGGCUAGCAGCCCACAGUGCGGAGCUGAGAGGAGAAGCAGCUCCUGGUGGCGCUCCAGACGGGCAGUGGGUAGCACAGCCGUUUGCAGACCAGAUCCCGGCCCUUGAUAACUGUGGGACCCGGGAGCAGGAAGAAGGAAGCCAUGCUUGAUGACGGUCCUCUGAGCUCUGCCUCAGCGCUGCAGUUUUAAUGCGGCUGUGAGGCCCCAGAGUCUUCCGUUUCCUAAGUCGGUAGUGCUAGUACUUUACACUAGUGGUGUGACUGUAUAUGGAGCAGUUGUGUGUAGAGUCAACUGCAUGAACCUGUGUAGGUGAAAGGAAAAAUAGGGUGUUUUCUACCUGAGUUUUGUAUUUUAAUUACCCAUCAUUCCAGCUUUUUAUAUAUUAGAUUUCAUUUAUGAAGAAACUGGUUUUCUUUAGGGAGUCACCUUGAUGUAAUUUUAAGACGCAACAGUCUGAAUAUUUAUAGUUGAUUCUUGACUGUGCAUAUCUAUAUAUGCCGUUAUCCCUUUUAUAACCAAUCCUCAGAAGGGCAUGCUAGUAAGAAUCAAACUGGCAGAUACACCGAUUUCCAUGUAAAAAGCUAACCAACCCUCAUUGGAGUCUGGUUAGUUUUGGAAAUUGGGGGUAAACUCAGAAUUCUCUGGGUUGUAGUCACACUCUCCAAAUGGUGUGUAUAGCAGUUGCUUAGUAACAGAAACAGGGUGUGGCCUGAGCCCUGCCUUUGACCCCCCACUCCUGUGUGUUGGGCCUCUCAGAAGCAGACACUGCUUUGCUGAACUGAAGGUUCCUGAGAAUGCAGUAGACCUUUUAUAGUUUGCCAAUCGUGUGUUUUAUUGAAUUUCCCCCUCAGUGUUUGUCACUGUUCUAAUUUUAUCCUUGACAUGGGAAGUGGUAAGAAAUGAACUUUCAGGGUGAGCAUCAUGAUGCUGGAGGUAUUUGACAAUUCUGUUUUAAAAUGGUGCUGCGUGUACAGGGGUCUUACUAAGAUAACACAGAAUUUUUCUUGCUAGUUAAAACUAACUAGUCAAUAAUUUAAAAAUUAUUGUCACUAUUGUUUGUUACUGUAGACUAAGUGAACCUCAUGAAAAGGUUGGCUGGAAUUUGUACCUUUGUGGUUUCUAAUGCAUUUUCCAUGGUGCUACAAAUAGCCCAGCCUAGUAGGGCUGUGGGAUAUUAAAACUGGGUAUUCAGAAAUACGUAUUGCAUUCACUCCUCAUCACUCAUGAAUGUUCUGACAUGGCGAAUACCCAAGGAGCAUGCUGGUUUUGCAGUAUGAAAUGUCCGCGAGGUUUUUAUAUUCCACAGAGGUUAUGUGGCCUGUUCUUCUGUGAAUAACAAGAGAAGCAGCUUCUUGUGAAUCUUAACAUGCCGCUUGGCUGUGGGGUGAUAGGGCUUAUUUUCCUGAGUCUCAGCCAGGCUAUGUGUGUGAGUCAUGCUGUUUUAAGGUGUACUGCACUGCUGUUUACAUGGACAUUUUGUGGGGUGCUCUGAAGUGCCUUGCAUCAGGGACUAGGAUCGAGUGAAUUAUUUUUUCAUAGGACCGUGUAAAGCAUGUAACUAGGUGUUGCUUUGGUAUAUGGCUAUUAUAGCUUUACCAUAGAUUUCCUUGAAUAGAGAAAUACUUUAAAUUAUGACACUCUGGAGACAGGUAUGAGGGUCUUCCGAGUUUAGUCCCAGUACUUUUCCCUGAACAGGGCAAAUAGCAGUAAUGUGUCCUGCACGUGACAGGAUGGGAUUUUUUUUUUCAUUAAAUAACACUGAGAUUUUAAAUUCAUAUGGAAGUCUGGGUGGUUUUUACAAUAAACAUUAAGAAUGACUAUA